Paramacrobiotus metropolitanus is the source of this 2169-nucleotide messenger RNA. Its product is annotated as cytochrome P450 3A24-like. The record is from RefSeq and is a predicted model, not a curated record. Gene Ontology annotation, molecular function: heme binding; oxidoreductase activity, acting on paired donors, with incorporation or reduction of molecular oxygen; steroid hydroxylase activity. The transcript is spliced from 15 exons. Bases 98 to 1786 code for a protein of 562 amino acids. NCBI's taxonomy places the organism in Eukaryota, Metazoa, Tardigrada, Eutardigrada, Parachela, Macrobiotidae.
GAAUAAAUUAUUUCUUAAUAAAUUACUGCGCGUACGUACUGAAAUUAAGGGAGCUGUGGACGCUGCGUUGUUCCCCUGUGUAAUACCUGUGUCUAUCAUGUACCCCUUCUUACAGUGUCCUCCGCUGCAUUGGCACGUCUGGAUCGGCAUCCUGGCGGCGCGCUGCGCGGCGUCCUGGCCGCUGUUGGUCGUCGGCGCUCUGGCUAGUUACCUGUACCGUGACUUCCGCUGGAAACGGCGCUACUGGCUGGCCAAGGGCAUCCCCGCGCCGCCGCUCUUCCCGCAGCUGGGCUUUUUUGCCGACAUGGUCAGGUUGGGACUGAGCCAGUUCGACGCGCGCAAUCUGGCCCGAUACGGCCGGCUGUUUGGGUACUUCGACGGACCCACCCCGGUAUUGGUCACGUCGGAUAACGAAAUGCUGCAGCAGAUUUUCAUCACCGAUUUUAGCAUCUUCCACAACCGCCGGGAGUUCGAUCUACAUGGGCCGAUUAUGUCCAUGGCCGUCAACUUCUUGCGCGAUCACGAGUGGAAGGAGAUGCGCGGGAUUCUGCAGCCGGCUUUUACCGCGGCAAAACUGCGCCAGAUGAGCGGCUUGCUGAACGAGUGCUGCAGUCAAACGCUGGACAAGAUGGCGCACUUGGCCGACACGCAGGAAGAAUUCGACGCCAAAGAGUUAUUCGGCCGGCUGACGCUGGACGUGGUGGCCAGCAGCUUCUUCGGCGCCCGCAUCGACUGCCAACGCGAUCCCGACAACCUCUUCCUGCGGCACGCCAAGAACCUCUUCAACUACAUCUCCCUCCGCAAUCCUUUUCUCUUUAUAGCUUUCCUCUUCCCCAAUUUGAUUCCCCUCUGGAAACGCCUGGGCCUGCGCUUCCUGCAGAAGGAGCCGGUAGAAUUCUUUAUCAACAGCACGACCAAGAUUAUCCGCAUGCGAGUGCGAAACCAGCAAACUCGAAAAGACUUUGUCCAGCUGAUGCUGCAGCACCUGGACCAGAAGGAACGCUGGGCCCUUCAGUCUAAGGCGUCAGCCGCCGAGCAGCCAGGGCCGGUGCCGGUGGACGCCGAGCAGCUGGCGUCCGUCAGCGCCGACGUUUUAUCUGACGUCUUGAAGAUGGAUGGUUUAGCCGAACGAGCAGCCGGGUCAUCGUCCCGUCGCUCCUUAACUCUGGAUGAAAUCGUGGCACAGUCCGUCAUUAUCUUCGUGUCCGGCUACGAGACGACGGCCAUCGCGUUGAGCUGUAUGGCGUACGUGUUGGCGCUGCACCCCGCGGUGCAAGAGCGGCUGCAUGCCGAGAUCCGGCGCGUGCUGCCGGCCGGGGGUGAGGCGAGCAUGGAGCAGCUGGCGCAGAUGGGCUACCUGGACGCCUGCGUCAACGAGACGCUGCGCCUGUUCCCCUCUGUUACCCGCACCGAGCGGCAGUGCAGCGAGGACUGGUACUACGGCGGGGUCAAGUACGACCAGGGCACCGUCUUCGCCGUCCCCAUCUACGCCAUCAACCGCGACCCGGACUAUUUCCCCGACCCGGAGAUCUUUGACCCUGACAGAUUCUCCAAGGAUAAUAAACAGCGUAUCCAGCGCUGUACCUUUCUGAGCUUCGGCCAGGGACCCCGGCAUUGCCUCGGGAUGAGGUUCGCCUACUUCGAGAUAAAGUACGUCAUGGUGCGGGUGCUGCAGCAAUUCCGCUUCGUGCGCAGCCAGCGCACAAAGGUUCCGAUGCAGAUUCGCGACUUUGGCUUUCUCACUCCCAAAGCCGGCACAUGGAUUAAACUGGAAAGAAGACAGUGAUGGAUGCUUAGUGCUUUAUUAAUUUUUAAGAGAUUACUUUUCUUUGACAAAACAACAUCUUGUGUGACUUGCUGCCUACUUUCACGCGGCGGCACUGUAUUGUCCAUGCCGGUAACUACGUAUUUGCUAUAGUUACGGGAAUUUCUGUUGUAUGGCUUCUUCCGAAUGCAAAAUAAGAACAUAUAGCUACGUGUGAUAUUUCUGGCCAAAUUUAUUUUUUUUGCGUCAUGUAAUUAUCUUCACCUCCGUCGAAAACCGGCAAUCUUUUGCCGUGCGACAGCGUCUUGCACCGUAGGCGACACCGCAUUGGCACAUGAUCAAUGUACCAGUUUAAAUUUGUAUCAUUUUAAGUAGUAUUACGCGAAUGCACUUUUGUAACAUUG